This is a messenger RNA of Oryzias melastigma (Indian medaka), 2483 nucleotides long. It is a transcript of the gene cbx5, whose product is annotated as chromobox homolog 5 (HP1 alpha homolog, Drosophila). Gene Ontology annotation, cellular component: nucleus; pericentric heterochromatin. NCBI's taxonomy places the organism in Eukaryota, Metazoa, Chordata, Actinopteri, Beloniformes, Adrianichthyidae. Gene Ontology annotation, molecular function: chromatin binding. The coding region runs from base 214 to 825 and encodes 203 amino acids. The record is from RefSeq and is a predicted model, not a curated record. Gene Ontology annotation, biological process: negative regulation of transcription by RNA polymerase II; chromatin organization. The transcript is spliced from 5 exons.
CUUUUAACGCGCGCUUUUUCCGCUCGGCACCUUUAUGUGAUUUAAGCUACAUGCUAAAGUAGCUCCGGUGCUUGCCUGGCAGACUGAUAGGUGCUGCACAAAAGACGCAAGAUAACGCUGCAAAUAACGAACUAAAACGGACGCCCCCAUCAGCCAAAAGGAAGUGCGAACGGCCUGUGUGUGGCAGCGUGCUACAACAUACCAAACUUUGCAAUGGGCAAAAAGUCUCGCGAAGAGAAAUCCUCAUCCUCUGACGAAGAAGAAUAUGUCGUGGAAAAGGUGUUGGACAGGAGAGUCGUGAAAGGCAGAGUGGAAUUCUUCCUGAAGUGGAAAGGAUACUCAGAGAAGCACAACACAUGGGAGCCAGAGAAGAAUUUGGAUUGCCCUGAACUUAUUGCAGAGUUCAUGAAAACCUACAAGAAAACCAGCAGCGGGAGUGCCACACCAAGUACUGGUUCCAGCAAAUCCAACACAGGAUCAUCUGGCCGCUCCAAAGAAUCUGGUAGCUUGAAGAAAAAAGGUUCAGAUGAGGAGGAGGAGGAAGAGGAAGAGGGUGGAAGUAAACCUAAGAAGAAGAAAGAGGAGGAAAUUCUAGUCGCACGUGGCUUUGAAAGAGGACUUGAGCCGGAGAAAAUCAUUGGAGCAACUGAUUCAUGCGGAGACCUAAUGUUCCUCAUGAAAUGGAAAGAUUCAGAUGAAGCGGAUCUCGUUCUUGCCAAGGAGGCCAAUCAUAAGUGUCCACAAAUCGUCAUAGCCUUCUACGAGGAGCGCCUCACUUGGCAUGAAGACGGUGACAAGAAGGAGAAGGAUGCCGUUAGUGCUUGAGGGCAACGCCUCUGGAGGAAACCUCCACUGCAGGGAAAACAUUCUGUUGGACUUUUUGUUUUCCUUCUCUGAAACUUCCAUCCCUCACUUUGUCCAACAAUGAAACAAAAACAGUGCAUCCCUUUUGUUGUUUUCUCCACCCAUGCCUCAUUGAGCACAAGGGCCCAGACUUGGUAAAGGAUCCAUCAAAUAGAAAGCUGUUUGUUAGUGGACCUGGGUUAUAUGCUACUGGGCAAUGUUUCUACUGUUUUUUGUAUUGAUCUUUUGUAAUAUCUAAACAUUUUUGUUUUUACUUUUUCCCUGUUUUUUAAAGUUUUAAAGUACAUGAAAUUGUUACUAGGAACACAUUUGCAGAAACUGUUAAAGUUGCAAAUCCAGACUUGACGGUUUCCCAAUCUCCAUCAUUGUUGUUAACAGUGCACAUUUUUUUCUUUUGCAAGAAAAGGUUAAAACUAUACUGUUAUCUUCCUUUUUGUCCCCUUUAAAAAUCAGAUAUCACAACUGAUUGGUUUUUAAAAGUGCAUAAUAAUUGUUUUCCACUGAUUCUCUCUCUUUUCAUUUUUUAUUUUUUUGUGCAACUUUUAACUUUGAAUGUUGCAGGGCCACGCUCACCAAACGCUUUAACAGGUGCAUCUGUGCGGUCACUUACAGUACAUUACAUCUGCUCAUCAGUAUUUUUUGUUUAAUAUUUUUGUUUCAUAUUAAGACAGUAGAAAGUUCAUAUCUCUAAUUAUGUGUCUGCCACUUAAGUCCCAAUGAAUUCAUUUGUUCUGGAUUCCUGUCAUAAAGCUGAAGCUUUCAUGUUUUGACUUCCAUCACGAUAACAUGCUUCAAAAGUGACAUAAUUACCUUUUAUGACGUUUAAGAAAUGGCAGCUGUAUUGGACUGCAGUUGAGAACACUGGUGCACCUGUUUAAGUCAUUGAGGUGCACGUCUGUGUAGUGAUGUAUAUUGGUUUUAAUUCGUGCUGUUUCGUUAAAUGUUUUUUUUCUUUUGGUUUGUUUCUUUUUGACAGUGUUGCCAGAGGAAAAAAAAUACAAUAAAGUUUUUUUUUCUCAGCUUUGUACUUUUCAUCACAUCCCAUGCAUUUUCAUUUUUGUUUUUCAUUUGCAUGUGUUGUGUAAGCUAAUGCUUUUUUCAAAUAAAAUUAGGUUUAAUCAGGAACGUCUCUGCCACCUUGUGGUAGCAAAAAGUGAAAUGACUGGUCAGCAAUGAUGACUAGAUUCAUCAUUUUUUUCCAUGCCCCCUUAAAUACUUUGUAGUUUUAAUGCAUUACAAAUCAUAUUAAAAUGUUUGAAUAGUUCCUUAUUUUCUACUGUCAUAAUUUUGACUUUUAAAGUCACUAAACAUGAAAGAUAGAUGCUUUGUGCUUUAAGAUUGAAGCUGGUUUUGCAGUCUGCAGAGAAGUUUUGGACCAAAUGUCUGCAGAUUCACAGACAGCUCGAUUUUAACUGAUUAUAAAUGCUGUGAUCAUCUUCAUUUUGAUACUAUCCAUUAAUUUCCUCCCCAGCACCGUUUUUUUUUCUCCUCCAAUGUAAAUAUUGGUUUUCUUUAGCUCUUGACAAUAUCAAAUUUUUAAAGUCAGUAGUUUAUUGUGUGAAAGAAAUGUUCCAAGUAUACAUGUACAGUAGCGUCCUUUAAUAAACAUUUUCAGUGUU